GGGGACGUGGAAUAACGGUUAAGCGCUGAUCAGGUGAUCGCUUUUUGAGAUUGUAAAAUGUAAUGCAAGUUUGCAACGUUUCAAAGUUACUGGCUCUUCCUGGUACCGUUUGGCGCGAUGCACUCCUUCUUCACCCGUAUAAAUAACGUCUCUGCUCUCCUCUCGUCAUGUACCAUGGCGCUCCUGGCAGCGAUCACCAUAGCCUCAUUGCUUCAAGAGGCGAUAUAUCCACCGCAAAUCAAUGGUCAAAUCAGUAUGAAGCCCGUGAAGGUGUUCAAUGCUAAAACACCUCGGCAAAGACGCAAACAGGAAAUGGGCUUCCUUAAUUUUAACAUGACUGCAGAUCUUACACCGUUGUUUACGUGGAAUACGAAGCAACUCUUCCUCUCAUUGGAGGCAGAGUACGAGAACGCUCAAGGGGUCAACAACACUAUCGUACUGUGGGACCGUAUCGUCCGUCGCCCGGAAGAUGCUCGCGUGAACGUCGUCGGGGCAAAAAAUAAAUACGCGUUCAAAGAAAUCGGAGGAAAGGGCUUUAGUAAAGGUGCCGCCGGUACUGCCUCCUACGCAUUGAAGUACAACCUGAUGCCCUACGUGGGGAUGCUCCGCUAUGGAGAAGCGGCAAGGCUAUCUGAUGUGUCAUUCGACGUGAGGGAGGAGCUUUGAUGGUGUUCUCUGCUAGUCCACUGGUGUUAAAUUAUCUAUCAAAUGCUUCAUACCGAGGACGUAUCAAUUUCUGUGAGACCCUCACCCCUCCUUUGAUUGCCAGAACGCACUUUCUCUCUCAACCUGCUAGCUGGAUCGAAACUCAUGUAUCAUCUAAAGUGAACGCCCCAUGGCUAGAUUGUCAAUUUCUUCACUUUCAAAUGUGUCUGCAUGUUCAAAUAAAAAAGAUUCUUACCUCUUAAUACAUAGUAAACCUAAGGCAUAAGA
Lentinula edodes (shiitake mushroom) is the source of this 933-nucleotide messenger RNA. RefSeq names its product signal peptidase 22kDa subunit. Bases 118 to 666 code for a protein of 182 amino acids. Gene Ontology annotation, cellular component: signal peptidase complex; membrane. The transcript is spliced from 4 exons. The record is from RefSeq and is a predicted model, not a curated record. Lineage: Eukaryota; Fungi; Basidiomycota; Agaricomycetes; Agaricales; Omphalotaceae. Gene Ontology annotation, biological process: protein targeting to ER.